AUGAGAGCCAGGUACAGGGGCCCGGAGGGUUCUGGUGUAGUAUCCCUCGGAGAUGACGCUACCGUGGGUCAGCUCUUCGACGAGAUCAAGAAGUCAACUGGCAUCGCCGAUUUCGCCCUAAAGUAUGGCUAUCCUCUCCAGACACUCACUCUCGCGCAAAAAGAUGCCAACGCAAAGGAUCUCGGCCUCAAUGGCCAGUCCUUCACCAUUGAGCCGGCUCAGCCAAGAGUCAUUACGCCCCCACCGCCCGUGACGAGACCCUCCGAAGGAAGCGCGCCCUCGUCCAAGAAGCCUCGCCUGGACUCUUCGGGUGAUCCAACCCCCUCUGACAUCAGCAUACCUUGGCCUGAACGCGAGUCAACCCUGCUACUACGUGUCAUGCCCGACGACAAUAGCUGCCUAUUCACAGCUUUUGGCGGCGCCAUUCCGGGCAAGCAGAUGGAGGCCAAGGAACUUCGCAAGAUGGUCGCCGACUACAUUCGCCAGCAUCCUGAUGAGUACUCUGAAGCUGUCCUUGGCAUGGCCCCGGACAAGUACUGCCGGACUAUGCAAGACCCAGACCGCUGGGGCGGCGCGAUCGAGCUCGGAAUUUUCUCUGACCUCUUUGACCUCGAGGUUCUGGCCUUCGACGUCAAGAGCCAGAACCCGCUAAAGUUCGGCGAGAACAAGGAGUCGCGAUGCAUUCUCGUGUACUCGGGUAUCCACUAUGACCGAGUUGCCUGCAGCCCUUCGGAGCCUCCCUACACCCAUUCUGAUCUCCCUCCCGAGCUGGAUCGCACCAACUGGAGCACUUCUGACGAGGCCGUUCUUGACAAGACAAGGGAACUGAUCCGCAAGCUGCAUGAGAUGCACUACUUCACCGACACUGUCGAGUUUCUGCUCCGCUGUACCGUUGCUGGUUGCGAGUGGAUCGGUAAUGGUGAGAAGGAGGCCAACAAACAUGCCUCGCAAACGGGCCACAUGGGUUUCGACGAGAUCAAGGAUGUGUCUCACAGUGGUGUAGGUGGUGCAAGUGCCGUUGCUGCCAUGGGAGAUAGCGCCUUGCGGAAGUGUAACGCUCCUGGUUGCGAGUGGCUUGGUACUAGCACGACCGAGGCUCGCAUCCACACGAGCAAGACAGGUCACACCUCGAUGAGCGAGAUCCCUGAUUUUUGA
Molecule: messenger RNA, 1155 nt
Organism: Colletotrichum chrysophilum
Lineage: Eukaryota; Fungi; Ascomycota; Sordariomycetes; Glomerellales; Glomerellaceae
Exons: 2
Coding region: 1-1155 (384 amino acids)
Biological process (GO): protein deubiquitination; endoplasmic reticulum unfolded protein response
Cellular component (GO): cytosol; nucleus
Molecular function (GO): cysteine-type deubiquitinase activity
Source: RefSeq, a predicted model, not a curated record